CUCACUGGUGAGGUAAAACACGAAGUUUCCACAAGAUAUUGGUACACCUCUUCUCUUGCUCACAUUCGUCCAUGCAUUGCUUCUAACUGCUUAUAAAUAUUCCUGAAGUACUUUGUUGACCCUGAGCUACUGCAAGGCUGGCCUUCAUUUUGCCAAACCAACUUGCAAAACUGUGAAUGGCAGCAAAUUCUGUUCCCUACUCAAUCAACAAUCACUCAACAUCAUACAUUGAUACUUUACCUUUUUAUCAGUCAAAAAGUUUCAAACGUUACCAAAACGUUCUUUGCAUCUGCUUUUUCCCACUACUUCCUAUCUCUUGCCUUUUUGUGCUCAUCUCCUGGUUAUAUAUAAACACUACAUACUGCCCUCUUUUUCCUCAUCCUCAUUUCAGCACCUUCCAAUACUUUAGAACAUCUAAUAAAUUUAUCAGUACAAGUGUCUAAAAGCAUAAUGGCAUCAAUGUUCGCCUCCAAACACUCAAUCCUGCCCAUCACUUUCCUUUUGCUAUUCAACUUUACUAUUGCAUCGAGGAUUCUUGUACAGUCCUCGACUCAGCCUAUGUCUUUCCAAUACCAUAACGGGCCACUUCUAAGUGGCCUAUUUUCCAUCAACCUCAUUUGGUAUGGCAAGUUCAAGCCUACCCAAAGGGCUAUUAUCUCUGAUUUCAUUACCUCCUUAUCAGCUUCCCAGCCUGAGAGUAAACCCUUUGUUUCCAUGUGGUGGAAUACUAUUGAAAAAUACUAUCACCUUGCAAACCCAAAGAUGUCAGCAAGACUUUCUCUUUACACGGGAAAGCAAGUCAUUGAUGAGACUUGCUCCCUUGGUAAGUCCCUCACCACCAAGCAGGUUGAAGUCUUGGCCGCAAAGGGCCCAAAACAACCAAACGCCAUCAACGUAGUGUUGACUGCAGCUGAUGUAGCAGUAGAAGGUUUCUGCAUGAGCAGGUGUGCAACCCAUGGGUCAAAUUAUAUUUCCAAAAAAACUUCUCAAAAGUACACCUACAUCUGGGUUGGUAACUCGGAAACACAGUGCCCUGGUCAAUGCGCUUGGCCCUUCCACCAGCCCAUUUACGGUCCACAAAGCCCACCAUUGGUUGCGCCCAACAAUGAUGUGGGCCUUGACGGGAUGGUCAUCAGCUUGGCAUCCCUUUUGGCAGGGACUGUGACGAACCCAUUUGGAAAUGGGUACUACCAGGGCCCAAAGGAUGCCCCACUUGAGGCAGCUUCAGCUUGCGCUGGUGUUUAUGGGGAAGGGGCUUACCCUGGUUAUGCGGGGAACCUUUUAGUGAACCCCACGACCGGUGCUAGCUAUAAUGCAAAUGGCAUCAACAAGAGGCAGUAUUUGCUCCCCGCUUUAUAUAAUCCCACUACUUCAUCUUGCUCUACUUUGGCAUGAUAAAUUACAAGUCAGAUGAAAGAAAAACAUUAUGAUGAUUAAUUUCCCAUAAUGUAAAGCUGCUAGAACAUUUAGCUAGAUAUCUUCAGUUCUACUACAAAGCUGUAUAAUUGAAUUAUUCAAAAUGUAUAGUUGAUUUUGUCAAAGAAGAAUAAAUUGAACUAAAAGUUUUGUGUGCA
This is a messenger RNA of Beta vulgaris subsp. vulgaris (sugar beet), 1574 nucleotides long. Its product is annotated as protein PHOSPHATE-INDUCED 1. The transcript has a single exon. The coding region runs from base 451 to 1395 and encodes 314 amino acids. The record is from RefSeq and is a predicted model, not a curated record. Lineage: Eukaryota; Viridiplantae; Streptophyta; Magnoliopsida; Caryophyllales; Amaranthaceae.